Molecule: messenger RNA, 5775 nt
Organism: Coregonus sp. 'balchen'
Lineage: Eukaryota; Metazoa; Chordata; Actinopteri; Salmoniformes; Salmonidae
Source: the annotation of a GenBank genome assembly
CACAUUACCCCUGCACCUGCAGACAUCAUUUCCCCUGCACCUGCAGACAUCAUUUCCCCUGCACCUGCAGACAUCAAUCCCCCUGCACCUGCAGACAUCAAUCCCCCUGCACCUGCAGACAUCAACCCCACUGCACCUGCAGACAUCAAUCCCCCUGCACCUGCAGACAUCAAUCCCCCUGCAGCUGCAGACAUCAUUCCCCCUGCACCCACAGCCCCCACCCAGUCUCAGGUGACGAUGACAACACCGGCUGAUAAGACACAGGAGAAGAAGGCAGAGGAUGUGGUGGGCGUGGAGGAAGAGGAGGAGGAAGAAGAAUAUGUGGUGGAGAAGGUCUUGAAUCGAAGGGUGGUGAAAGGAAGAGUGGAGUACCUUCUCAAGUGGAAAGGCUUUUCGGAGUGAGUUUACACAAUAAUAUCCGUAGUUUGUGGAUUGCUUGUAUUGACCAAUCAAAACACCACUUUCCCUCCAAUGCCGUUUUUGGGCUUAAUUAACACUGCCUGUAUGUUUAUUCAGUGACGACAACACAUGGGAACCAGAGGAUAAUUUGGACUGUCCCGACUUGAUUGCACAGUUUCUGCAGAAACAGAAAUCAGCUCAUGAGUCUGUGGGUAAGAGGAAAUCUGCAGAGACUAGCGUGGAAGGAGAGGAAAGUCGACCCAAGAAGAGAAAAGAUGACGUAAGUCCUAGAGACCGAAGCGUGUACACAGAUGGAAUCGUUUGUCUUUACUCUUUCACAUUGAUUGACUGUGAUUCACUGUGUUUUAGCCAGAGAAACUAAGGGGCUUCGCUCGAGGUUUGGAUCCAGAAAGGAUUAUUGGUGCCACUGACUCCACUGGAGAACUCAUGUUCCUCAUGAAAUGGUUUGUAUAGCCCUUAUCGCCCUAUUCAUUUUAAUUUAUUUUAACCUUUAUACUGCUUACUAGACCUAAUCAUGCAGCAGCAGCAUGUCAACUCAUGUUGUACAUACUGUGUACCUGUCAAUUCCCAAACAGCAUAGAUCAGCAUACAUUUCAAGCUAGUCUAUGCUGGUCAAGCUGGUCAAGCUGGUCUGACCAGCAUGCACUAGCUCAGGGGAAGGCAACUAGAUUAAGCCGCGGUACAAUUUUUGUAGGAGGGCCGGAACAUAAUAAUUUGUAAACUGCAAAUUGACCACAACUAAGCCCAUAAAGAGAUUGUAUUGAAAAUAACAAUCAUUCAUACCUUGAUUACAUUGAGACAUGAUCACCUCUUUUUUUUUUUUUUUUGUGGGAAUACUUGGGAACAGAUUUCCUAAAUUAAACACAUUUUAGCCGAAUUCCUGGUGAUUUUAGUCUUUUCUGACCAAAAACUAAAAUCCUUAACGCUUACCUUAACCAUUUUACAUUUCAACUUCAAUGGGGUGACUUUCCAAGGAUACCAGAUAGCAAGGACCUUUUUAGAAUUUAAAAGCUCAGCAAAGUUCAAAUGGGAAUACAAUGUCAGAUAUUUUGUUUAUUUAUACAACAGAUUAAUGUGAUAUCACUGUGCUUCAUCUAAUAGCAGAAACAAAUGACCUGGAUAGCAGUUGAGAUUACAUUAAAAGUCCAUGGUUUAAGUGAUCAAUGCCGUUCAAGAUUCUGCACUGAUUAUUACAGCAAUUGUGAAGAUCUCCACAGACCUGCGAUGACCUAUGCAUGCUAUCUUGAACAUGCACGCCUUAUAUGAUUACAUAAGAAGAAAUGUACAGUGCAGUCGGAAAGUAUUCAGACCCCUUUACUUUUUCCACUUUGUUACAUUACAGCCUUAUUCUAAAAUUGAUUAAAUAGUUUUUUUCCCCUUAUCAAUCUACACAUAAUACCCCAUAAUGACAAAGCAAAAAGAGGUUUAGAAAUUUUUGUAAAUGUAUUAAAAAUAAAACACAGAAAUAUCACAUUUUCAUAAGUAUUCAGACCCUUUACUCAGUACUUUGUUGAAGCACCUUUGGCAGCGAUUACAGCCUCGAGUCUUCUUGGGUAUGACGCUACAAGCUUGGCACACCUGUAUUUGGGGAGUUUCUCAAAUUCUCUGCAGAUCCUCUCAAGCUCUUUCAGGUUGAAUGGGGAGUGUCGCUGCACAUCUAUUUUCAGGUCUUGCCAGUGAUGUUCGAUCGGGUUCAAGUCCGGGCUCUGGCUGUGCCACUCAAGGACAUUCAGAGACUUGUCCCGAAGCCACUCUUGCAUUGUCUUGGUUGUGUGCUUAGGGUCGUUGUCCUGUUGGAAGGUGAACCUUCACCCCAGUCUGAAAAACAUCCCCACAGCAUGAUGUUGCCACCACCAUGCUUCCCCGUAGGGAUGGUGCCAGGUUUCCUCCAGACGUGACACUCAGCAUUCAGGCCAAAGAGUUCAAUCUUGGUUUCAUCAGACCAGAGAAUCUUGUUUCUCAUGGUCUGAGAGUCCUUUAGGUGCCUUUUGGCAAACUCCAAGUGGGCUGUCAUGUGCCUUUUACUGAGGAGUGGCUUCCAUCUGGCACUCUACCAAAAAGGCCUGAUUGGUGGAGUGCUGCAGAGAUGGUUGUCCUUCUGGAAGGUUCUCCCAUCUCCAGAGGAACUCUGGAGCUCUGUCAGAGUGACCAUCAGGUUCUUGGUCACCUCCCUGACCAAGGCCCUUCUCCCCCGAUUGCUCAGUUUGGCCGGGCGGUCAGCUCUAGGAAGAGUCUUGGUGGUUCCAAACAUCUUCUAUCUAAGAAUGAUAGAGACCACUGUGCAGACAUUUUUUGGUACCCUUCCCCAGAUCUGUGCCUUCAACAUAAUCCUGUCUCGGAGCUCCAAUUCCUUCGACCUCAUGGCUUGGUUUGCACUGUCAACUGUGGGACCUUAUAUAGACAGGUGUGUGCCUUUCCAAAUCAUGUCCAAUCGAUUUAAAUUUACUACAUGUGGACUCCAAUCAAGUUGUAGAAACAUCUCAAGGAUGAUCAAUGGAAACAGGAUGCACCUGUUUCGAGCUCAAUUUCGAGUCUCAUAGCAAAGGAUCUGAAUACUUAUGUAAAUAAUGUAUUUCUGUUUUUUAUUUUUAAUAAAUUGGCACCAAAAAAAUUAUUGAAUCCAUUUUAGAAUAAGGCUGUAACAUAACAAAAUGUGGAAAAAGUCAAGGGGUCUGAAUACUUUCAGAAUGCAUUGUAUAAUUACAGUAACCUCAAUGUGACCAUGGCUAUUUACUGUAUUACAAAAAUGUAUAUUGAAUUGUUUGGUUGACAACAAAAUAUCAACAUUUAAAGGAGAUUUAUGUACUGCUUGGAUAGGUCCGUCUGAGCUACAGGCUUAAUCCCAUUCUUUAACUUUUUGUUGGAGAUAUGAAUCCAACAUAUUAUUUGUUAACUUGUCGACAAGUUAAUAGGCUGUUUAUUGUAUAUCAGAAGUGAUAUUGAAUUGUGUUUGGUUGUCUGCGCAUCCAAAUAUUAACAUUUGAAGGAGAUUUAUCUUCUGCUUGGAACUAUCCAAGCAUUUGAUCCUCCUUCAAAUAUUGAUAUUUGGUUGCGUUGACAACCAAACACAAUUCAAUAUCACUAAAUAUCAUUACACUUUAAAUCAACCAGAGCUUGAAACCCUAGGCCUAUUAUAUUGUCUAUUUUUUAAAAAUUCUGGGUUGAAGUCAAACAAUUGUUGUUGAUGACUUUGUAAAUGCUAUAUACUGUAGACUUAAAUAGCAUAAUUGAUAAAGUAUGGUCACAUUUCAUUUUCUCUGUUAAACCUACCCUUUGGAAUGACUUACAUUUACAUUUUAGUCAUUUAGCAGACGCUCUUAUCCAGAGCGACUUACAGGAGCAAUUAGGGUUAAGUGCCUUGCUCAAGGGCACAUCGACAGAUUUUUCACCUAGUCGGCUCGGGGAUUAGAACCAGUGACCUUUCGGUUACUGGCACAACGCUCUUAACCACUAAGCUACCGACUUCAAUAGCAAUAGUGAAUCUAUUUCAUUCUUAAGUGGAGAUCUCUCAACAAUCAUUCUCACGAUAGCACAUUGUUAAUAGUCAGUGAUAAAUAUCAACGCUGGGUUGGGCUUGGUUAAAGCCUUGGAUGGGAGACCAAAGGGCAGCUGUAGAUAGAUACAUUAUCCAGUAGGAGGUGCUUCCCAGACAAUUUUUUUCUGAUUUAAAAUUUGACAUUGUUUUAAAGGUACAAAUUCAACAUAUUUUAUACACUGUUUCUGUAGAAAUUUGGUUACCGUGAUGCCAUAAUCCUGUAGUUGAAAUUUCACCCUCUUACUUUUUUUUCAAAUCCAAUGUAUUUUCCAUGUAGAUUCCACAUCACAAUAAGUUGUCAAAUUACGUUAAAACAACGUUGAUUCAACCAGUUGGUGCCCAGUGGGAUGCCUUAAAUAAUUAAGCACUUUGAUGCUGGUUUUGCUGGUGAUCAGCAAAUGCUGGUAUGCAGCAUCACCAGCACAAACUGGUCACCAGCAUUAGUGUCCAAAACCCAACGAAGGCUGGUCAAUGCUGUUUUUUUCAGCAGGGUAUGCAUCAAUGAAAACAACAAUAGUGGAUCCAUUGCCUUCAUCUCCUCAUUCCCUGCAUCCUGACCUACAGAUGCGGUCAAAUAUAUUGGGCACCCUUGCAGUUUGCAAUGGAGCAGGAUGAUGUUUUUUUCUUUAAAAAACUGGUUAAAUUGCCAUUUUUACCCUGUAGGCACCUGCAAUUUAUGAGAAUCAUUGCCUCCAACCUAGUUAAUUUUAACUUUGAAUAAUUUAGUACAGGUCAUUUUACUGUUUUUCUUUUCUUGGUCCUGUGCAGUGGUAAAUCAAACAAAUACACAUGUAAACACCAAAUGUUUUUUCAAUUUAUUUUAGAUGAAACAAUCAUGCAAGGGUGCCAAUAUAUUUGACCACAUCUGUAUGCUUCAUGGCGUCACUACAAUCCCUGAACUAGCCUCAACCCUCUACUUAAGUACUCAUCCAACUCGUGGUUCUCUCCACACGGCCUGUUCUUGUAGGAAAAACUCUGAUGAAGCAGACCUGGUACCAGCUAAGGAGGCAAACGUGAAGUGUCCACAGGUGGUCAUAUCCUUCUAUGAGGAGCGGCUUACGUGGCACUCUUACCCCACCGAGGAGAAGGAGGACGACAAGAACUAGCCGUUUUUGGUGUAAAGCUGGUUCUGAAGACUAUAGAGGUAGUGCAAGGGCGUAUGGGUUCUAGGCAGAGGGUCUUAAAAAGCAAGAUAGCAUUUGGACUCCCUUUUUGGCUUAAUAUCACCCAUCAGGUUAAACUCUUAUCUGGAUAUGAUCAGUCAAUACAGGCUAUGGGUUAUCUUGAGGAAACACAACCCUGGAAGAAAUGUAUAAUGCAGUGUUAAUUUUUUAAGAUUCACUUCAGUGAUGGUUUAUUUGGAUUCUACAAGAUCAUUUUCACACGGCACUUGACUAAGAGGUCCAGACCUUUUUGCUAUGACAGUACUGUAUAGGCUGGUGGAGAUGUGUUAUCAUUCAUAGUGUUGUAAACAGGAGAAUGGUGCCAUUGUCUUUUAACGUAAAUGUUUUGUAGCUUUUAGUGCAAAACGAUGUUAAUCUGUGCUCAUUUUGUGACUGUUUUAUUAGUGUAUUAAGGUUACUUUUUUUUUGGAAAACCAUAUCUCUUUUUACUUUGCUCAUUCGUCCAUCUUAUCAUUCUAACAUUUUCAUAAACAGAACUUGCUUGUCUGUUUUUGGAGAAUAAACAACUUUUUGUUACAGUUGUCUCAGUCUGACAGAAAUAGCUUCAAGUUUGUGUAAAUAGUUGGAUAGCUACAUUUAAGGCCUGAUGUAUUUAUCGAGUGGCGCAGCGGUUUAAGGCACUGCAUCUCAGUGCUU